Pseudopodoces humilis (Tibetan ground-tit) is the source of this 3609-nucleotide messenger RNA. RefSeq names its product lipopolysaccharide induced TNF factor (gene LITAF). Gene Ontology annotation, cellular component: cytoplasmic side of lysosomal membrane; nucleus; cytoplasmic side of late endosome membrane. The record is from RefSeq and is a predicted model, not a curated record. NCBI's taxonomy places the organism in Eukaryota, Metazoa, Chordata, Aves, Passeriformes, Paridae. Gene Ontology annotation, molecular function: zinc ion binding. Gene Ontology annotation, biological process: regulation of cytokine production.
UGCCGGGAGCCGGUGGGUCUGGGGGAGCGGCCGAGGCUGCUCCCGGAGCAGGGCCUGGACGGGGCCAGCUUAGCGCCCUCCCGAGCAACCCCCGCGGCGCCUGCUCGCGGCUCUAGGGGGAAGGGGAGGAGGAAACGCGGGUGGGGACGGGACGGGACAAACCCUGCUGACGGUGGCUGCACCCGGGCGAGCGGAGAGAAGCGGAGAAGAGGGCUGGUGGGCACGGCUCGGCACGAUAUAAUGGCUACACCAAGUGGCAACCCUGUCCCAUCAGCACCACCUUCUUAUGAGGAAGCUGUAGCAAUCAAUAUGAACUAUCCUCACCCCUCUCCCAUCCCUGGCCCUGGACAGAAGCCAGAUGGGAAGGGAAUGAACCCUCCCCCACACAUGGGACAGCCUCCACCAGCAAAUAACCCCAUUACUGUUCAGACGGUGUAUGUGCAGCAGCCAGUACUGUUUUAUGACCGCCCGGUUCAGAUGUGCUGCCCUUCCUGUAACCAGGUGAUAGUGACACGUCUCUCGUAUGACUCAGGAGCGUUGACCUGGCUGUCAUGUGGUGGUCUCUGCCUGCUGGGGUGUGUAUUAGGCUGCUGCUUAAUUCCCUUCUGCAUUGAUGCCCUAAAGGAUGUGGAUCACACCUGUCCAAAAUGCAGCGCUCUUGUCGGUUCUUACAAACGUUUAUAGGCAGUGAUUAAACAUUGAUUGAUGAAGUUGUUUCGCACCUCUACAAGCCCUCUCUGAAGCUUCAUGGAGACUUCCUGUUUUUUCUGUGAAUCCUGUCACUGGAAACCAAUAAAAAGUAAUGUUUAUUGCUAGAUGGUUUGAAUACGCAUUUGCUUGAGAGGAAUCUCACUUAGGUCUGUAAAAAGCAUACCUAAUCUGUAUGGAUCAUUCAGUCCAGCACCAGUGGAGAGCAAUGGAGUGUUUCUCUUUUUGCUUUAUACAGAACAGGUUGGUGAUGUUCUUCAGUUAAUCUUGUCUCAGACAUGUUGCACAUUGUACUUGCAUAAAGUCUCAGCACAGAACAAGAGGAGGACGUGUAUGGAGGACUAUUUAAGCUUGUGCUUCGGCAGCAGCGCUCUUUACAAACUUGCAGGGAGCUGCCUCAGAGACAGGUGCCCCUCUUUGAAAAAAGAAAUUGUUUGUUGUCAUCUUUUCAUGAGCACUAGAAUUCAUUUUAAAACUUUUAUAGUUGGAAGAGAACCAAACCUAGAGGCUUUUUACUUCUUGGAGGUUGCUUUUCCAAAUGGACCACUCAGGUUGUGCAAAAAUAGUGAUUGAAUCUAGUAUCUGAAUUUUCUUGCCAGUUUCAAGUCUAGUCAUGUCUCUAAUCUGAAGUAAAGAUGUUCAUAUAGGAGAUAUUUGUUCAGUGGCUUUUGUUAGGCUGGAGGCUUUCCUGCUGGUGGUUGAAAGUCUGUGUAGUGUUUUCUUCACCCCAGUGGAAAUGUCCAGAGGGCUGUGGUUGGAACAUUGGAAAACUUCCUUUAUGUAAAUCAGGUGAUCAAUCAUAAACAAACCUCAGCCUUAUCUUAAGGCUUGAAUUCCACCUGAAACACAUAAAUAAAUCACCUGGGCUUUUAGUUGUUGGUCUGCAUGUUAAUUAUUGUUUCUUCAUUAAGAAGGUAAAACGUUUGUCAAGGAGUUUCUCUGAUUUUUCUAAACUAAAUGACAGAUAAGUUCUGCUUUUAGAAGCUUAAGCUGGAUAUGCUAAUUUAAGAUGAUAAUCACAAAAAAUUAGGGAAUGAGGCUCUGAAGGUUAAGGUGAUUUCUGUGUCAUAAGCAACUUGAUCAAACAACAUUUUGAUGCAUAUCACAGAAUCCAAAUCACAAAAUCAGCUGGGUUGGAAAAAAGCCUUUGAGAUCCUUAUGUCCAGUCUGUGUCCUAAUGCCACCUUAUCAACCAGACUGUGGUGCUGAAUACCACACCCAAUGUUUUCUUAAUACUUCCAAGGCCAGUGACCUCACCAUCUCCCUAGGCAGUCUUUUCCAAUGUCUGAUCACCCUUUCUGUAAAAAUCUUCUUCCUAAUGUCCAGCCUAAAUGAUACCUGUCCAGAAAAGGCAGACAGGUGUUUAAACAAGGCUGUGUUGGUAACACUGUAUUAGUAUCUGUAAAUGUAAAAAGCUAAAAUAAAAAAAAAAAAAAAUACUCCAUUUAGUGUUCUUGCCAAAUGUGCCUUCUGUAAAUAUUCAGUAUAAGUUAGUUUUUCAGGAAUCUUCCAACACUUUAUGUUUGAAAUCCAGUAAUUCUGUAGAUCAUGUACAAUCUCUAGGCCUUGUCUUAACUAUGUUUUCUAAACUGCUGCUGCUUUUGGGUCAGUCUGCAAGUGAUUUAAGAGUUUCCUUGUGUAUUUGGAAAAGGUUUCUGGUCUAUUCGUGCCGUAAGAAUGUAUGGAUGCUGAAUGCGAGAAAGCAGCACAGUGUCUGUGUGGAAUCAACAUGUAACUUUCUCAGACUGGCCUGAUAAAGUGUGGCCUGAGAAAUAUAAGGAGGAAUCCAAACAGUCCUUAGAGAAGGAAGACAAUCUUUGCAGGUGUUGUUUUUCGCCUUGUUUACUUGUAAGAAAUGGUCAAGGGGUGUUUUUUCUAACUGUCCAGUGAUGGUGAUGUGUUGGUUUAAUGACCAAUGAGAGUUUUACCUUUUUGGACCUUCUUGGACCUGUCUAUAAAAGAAGAUAGGGAAGAAUAAAACUUGCUCUCUUCUGCAACCAAGCCAGAGAGUCUGUGUCAUACUUUCACUGUUCCUAAUACAGUGCAACAAGAAUGUACAUCAGCAGCUACUAACUGGCAAGAGAAUGAUGGAGAUAAAAAGCUGGUAGUUUUGUAGUUUUCCAUCUUGAUGAUGUGGUACCAACAAGUGCUUUUGUCUGCUGGUGCACCACCAUAGUGCUCUCGAUGUUCUUGAAGGGCUUGGGUGAUGCUGCAUUGAAUUUUCUGUUUUGGUGACAUGAACAAGUCCUGUGUCUUACUGGGAAGCAGAAUUCCCCACUGGGUGUCACAGAAAAUGUGAUUCUUGCCAGUUUAUUGUUAGAGCAAGACAGAAAGAAGCAAUGAAGCUUGCAGUGUUUCCAAACUUGGGAUUUGGUUGCAUGGUGGGGAGGAUUUUUAAUUAUUUUAGUACCCUGUCAGUCUGGUCGGGAUAAUCCUGCCAUAUAUUCAUUUGGUAAGUCUUCCAAUUGUUAUUCCCUUAGUUCCCCUUUUCUCUCCAAAGUGAUGGCUGGAAAAUCUGAGGUGGUGGCACCAGAAUGCAAAACACCAAAAGAAAUGUUUUGAUUUAUGUGCACAGUCCAUUGAUUCUCUUUAAGUUCCUUGUAUGGAUUGAGAAUAGGACACACAGUGUUGGCAGCUCUUCCUUCUAAUUCAGCAUUCUGCAAAGUUUUCUGCUGCCCCUUCUAUAGCUGUUUCCUUAAAUGCAAAGCCUGUGUUUGUUCUCUUGUGUAUGGAAUGAUCUACAGACUGUGCCAAAGUAACCUGCUUUGUUAAACCUACCUUGGACAAACAAAUGCAGGAUAUAACUUGCUUUGUGUGAAAGCACUUUGUGUUUGAUUAUGUUGAAAUUACUGUUUGUUUUUAAAACUGACUCUAUUUAAAAUAAAAUCUGUGUCUUUCCUA